Molecule: messenger RNA, 1390 nt
Organism: Linum trigynum
Lineage: Eukaryota; Viridiplantae; Streptophyta; Magnoliopsida; Malpighiales; Linaceae
Source: the annotation of a GenBank genome assembly
ACUCAGCAUCCGGCCCAACCACACGAUUGCCUACCUCUUAGAUCUAUGAUCCCUAUUCAUUACUGACAUGUCGUGGUUACUGACCCUAUCUGCUGCCAGGUUCACCUACCUAUAUGUCACCCUCAAUUCAAUAUGCUGGAAACAAGAUCCAGAUUAAUUGGUUUGUAUUGGUUGGAACUCUUGAAAUACGAUCUCUUCGAUCCAUACAAAGAAGCACGAGUUUACGAACUCUUUUCUAGGAUUAGUAAUUAUCACACAAUCUAAAGGGUAACUUGACAUGAAUAUCGUUUGGGGUGUAGAAUUUUAUGAUCAUGAAAAUAACGACAGCAAAAAAAAAGAAAAAAGAAGUCAAGGUGUUAAAUUAUUACAAAAAUCGGUUCUCAUUUGAAUGGGUCUUCUCAACCCAUAAUUAGCAAUGCUCUCCCGUUAUAAAAGCAAUCAUAUAACAACAACAACCCCCUUUUGAAGGAGAAGACAGACAGAAAGAAAAACCAAGAAAAGAAGAGAAAGAAGAAUCCCAUAAGCAAGCAAUUGAGGAACAUUGCAUUAAGAAAUUAAGAAUGAUGGGUGGAAACACUGCAUUGCUCUGUGCUGCGGCUGCUUGCUUUAUCCUCCUGCAGCUGCAACCUGUCAGCUCCCAUUUCAUCUCCUCCGACGCUCUUGAAGCCAACAACAGAACAGACCACCCAGGCCGCAGCACGCUCCAACAAGACCAGAAAGACGUCAACCCGAUCGAGGCGAUCGUGAACAAAGCUCCCUGCAACAAGGUGAACUUCGACGCGAUCAGCUACAAGCCGCUGAGGGACGAGUGCAAGCCGCCGUACCCAGUAGGGCAGUGCUGCGACGCCCUGAAGAAGCAGGCGUGCCCGUACACCGACGCCAUCAACGACGACAAGACGGUGUGCGCUCUGGAUCUGUUCUGGAACAUCAACAAGUGGUACCCGGCGGGAUGGUUCCUCCAUCACUGCAAAGAAGGCCCCCAUGGCAUCCGCUGCGGACCCGAUGAUUACAAGCACAAAACCUCCGCUGCUGCCCCUUCCCCCAAAUCCGACGACGCAGCUACUGGAUCCGAUAAAAAGGGAUCUGAUCACAAAAACUAGAGAAACUAUGAUGAGCACCAUUUGGCCAAUUUUUGUUUUUUUUUUUUGUUCUCCAUUCUCGCCAACUUUACAAAAUUUGUGUAAUUUCUCACAGAGCUAUAUUCCUUCGCAUAUAAUAACUGAUUAAUUUUUGUGUCAUUCUCCAUGACUAUCUAUUGAUUAAUAUUAAUAAGGUCUCAAUGGUAGUUCUUUCCGGGGAAGAAGUAAUCUCUGUGGUUACUAAGAGUGAAUUGGGUGUGAAAAAAUAAAUUAUAUUAAUUAAUUAAGUUUAAUAAAUUACAUUUAGAUAG